Messenger RNA from Aethina tumida (small hive beetle), 682 nucleotides. It is a transcript of the gene Rrp46, whose product is annotated as exosome complex component RRP46. Gene Ontology annotation, cellular component: nuclear exosome (RNase complex); nucleolus; cytoplasmic exosome (RNase complex). Gene Ontology annotation, biological process: U4 snRNA 3'-end processing; poly(A)-dependent snoRNA 3'-end processing; rRNA catabolic process. Bases 40 to 669 code for a protein of 209 amino acids. The transcript has 4 exons. The record is from RefSeq and is a predicted model, not a curated record. NCBI's taxonomy places the organism in Eukaryota, Metazoa, Arthropoda, Insecta, Coleoptera, Nitidulidae.
ACAUUACAAGUCUAACCUAGAUGUAUUCAAAAUAAAAACAUGGAAAAGAAACCAUUUAACUAUUCAAUAGGAUAUUUGACCAGGCCUGAUGGCUGUGUUGUUUUUAGUAAAAGAGGAACCACUGUAAUAGCUGGGGUCUAUGGCCCGGUGGAGAUUAAAUACAAUAAAAUGGUCAUUGACAAGGCUGUUGUAGAAUGCCACUUAAGACAUAAAAUGGGUAUUCCAGGUGUUGCACAAAAAUUUGUUGAUAUGAUCAUAAAAAAUAUAUGUGAAUCCUCACUGAUGGCAUCAUUAUAUCCUCGAACUACUGUUACUAUAACCAUACAAGAACUAGAAAAUAAGGGUCAUUUAAUUUCAAAUGCAGUUAAUGCUGCCUGUUUAGCUUGUUUAAAGUCUGGAAUAGACAUGAAGUAUAUGUUUGCUGCAGCUACCUGCUUCUUGAUUGGUGAAACCUUAAGUUUUCUGCCACCUGAUGAAAAGUCAAGUUCACAGGCCACUUUUGUAUUUGUCUUCAAUAAUGUGGACAACAAAAUUAUUGCUUCUCACACUGAAGGACAAUAUUCAGAAGAAAUAUAUAUGCAAGCACUAAAUAUGUGUUUGAUUGAAGCAAAAAAUAUUUUCAAAUUUUUUAAACAGAUUAUAAUUGAGGAGAUACAAAAUAAAAAAUAAAUUUUUACACAUA